Molecule: messenger RNA, 6430 nt
Organism: Sinocyclocheilus grahami
Lineage: Eukaryota; Metazoa; Chordata; Actinopteri; Cypriniformes; Cyprinidae
Product: 5'-3' exoribonuclease 1-like
Exons: 40
Coding region: 118-5211 (1697 amino acids)
Biological process (GO): rRNA catabolic process; nuclear-transcribed mRNA catabolic process
Cellular component (GO): nucleus
Molecular function (GO): RNA binding; 5'-3' RNA exonuclease activity
Source: RefSeq, a predicted model, not a curated record
UAACGGCUCAUACAGAAACAAAACCGACUAGCAACAUCAGUCUAUGAAAUUCUGCUCACUUUGGCUUCUGAAUAAGGUUUCUCUUCCUUAUUGUUAUUUGAAGACAUACACGAGAAGAUGGGAGUGCCUAAAUUUUAUCGAUGGAUAUCGGAGCGGUAUCCGUGUCUGAGUGAAGUUGUCAAAGAGCAUCAGAUCCCAGAGUUUGACAACCUAUAUUUAGAUAUGAAUGGGAUCAUCCACCAGUGUUCCCACCCCAAUGAUGAGGACGUACACUUCCGUAUUUCUGAAGAGAAGAUAUUUGCUGAUAUUUUUCACUACCUGGAGGUGCUCUUUCGCAUCAUUAAGCCCAGGAAAGUGUUCUUCAUGGCUGUCGAUGGGGUUGCACCCAGGGCCAAGAUGAACCAGCAACGUGGAAGAAGAUUCAGGUCAGCAAAAGAAGCUGAGGAGAAAAUCAAGAAAGCCUUGGAGAAGGGUGAAGUUUUGCCCACAGAGGCCAGAUUUGACUCUAACUGCAUCACCCCUGGAACGGAUUUCAUGGCCAGGCUACAGGAACAGCUUAAAUAUUUUGUUCACAAUAAACUGUCCACAGACAAAGCAUGGCAGGGAGUGAAUGUGUAUUUGUCUGGUCAUGAGACCCCUGGUGAAGGAGAGCACAAGAUCAUGGAGUUUAUCCGUUCUGAGACCACCAAACCGGGUCAUAGCCCAAACACAAGACACUGCCUUUAUGGUCUGGAUGCCGACCUGAUAAUGCUUGGCUUGACCAGCCAUGAGCCUAAUUUUUCUCUCCUCAGAGAGGAGGUUCGUUUCGGAGGCAAAAAGUCACAGAAGAGGAUAACAGCUCCUGAGGAGACGACCUUUCACCUGCUUCACCUCUCCCUUAUGAGGGAAUACAUCGACUAUGAGUUUUCAGAGCUCAGGAAUAAGAUCUCGUUCGAGUACGACCUGGAGCGGAUCAUAGACGACUGGGUUCUGAUGGGUUUCCUGGUGGGAAAUGACUUCAUCCCUCAUCUUCCUCACCUGCACAUCAAUCACGAUGCACUGCCACUGCUCUAUCGAACUUACAUCAGCGUGCUGCCCAGUCUGGGGGGCUACUUGAAUGAAAAUGGUCAUCUCAACCUUGCCCACUUUGAGAAGUACCUUGAGAAGUUGUCAGAUUUUGACCGGGAGCACUUCAGCGAGGUGUUUGUAGAUCUGAAGUGGUUUGAGAGUAAGGUGGGGAACAAAUACCUGAACGAAGCAGCUGGGCUGGCAGCUGAGGAGGCUGGUGCCAAAGACAUGAAGAAGAGUAAGUCUUCGGACGACUCUCUGUGUCUCGCCGCUCUUGAUGGAGUCAAGGACUCUCACAGCACUCCAGGGAGAGAAGGCGCAGGGGAGGACGGUGAGGAUGAUGACAUGUUUGAAACCGAGUUUCGACAGUAUAAGCGCACCUACUACAUGACCAAGAUGGGCGUUGAAGUCGUCUCGGAUGAGUUUUUGGCCAAUCAGGCUAGAUGUUACGUGGAGGGGAUCCAGUGGAUCUUGCAUUACUACUACCAUGGAGUUCAGUCUUGGAGCUGGUAUUAUCCGCACCACUAUGCCCCCUUCCUUUCUGAUGUGAGAAACGUGUCUAGUCUCACGUUGACAUUUGAUCUGGGCAAACCCUUCAUGCCGUUCGAGCAGCUCUUGGGCGUCCUGCCUUCAGCCAGCAAAGACCUUCUUCCACAGUGUUACCAGCAUCUGAUGACGUCACCGGGCUCACCCAUUGUUGAGUGUUACCCACAAGACUUCAAAACGGACCUGAACGGCAAGCAGCAGGAGUGGGAAGCCGUUGUGCUCAUCCCGUUUAUCGACGAGAAAUGCUUGUUAGCUGCUAUGGAGCCCUACACUCAUAAACUAGCUCCGUCAGAGAAGGCUAGGAACAGACAUACCGAGUGUGCCAUCAACUGCUUUGAUAAAGAGCUGGACUAUGCCUACAACUCCCCCCUCCCCCAACUCUUCCCCAACAUCGUCCACUGCCAUGUCAGUUCAAGCCCGAAAGGGCAACAAAAAGUCAAGUUAUUUUCUAUAUUCUAUUGGUUGGGUGCAGUGACAAUAUUGACAUAUUGUGGUCCAUUCAAUUUAUUCCUUUUUUUUUUUUUACUUGGACUUAAAAGGUUUCUUUUAAAUGUAUGUUGUUUUAUGGUAAUAUGUUUCUCUUCAUUGCAGGUGGAAGAUGUUGCAACGCUGGUUCUCGGAAAGUCUUUGUUCGUGAACUGGCCCCAUUUGAUGGAAGCUCGAGUUGUAGCUGUUUCAGAUGGAGAAACAAAGUUUUCUUUAGACGAACCAUCAGGAUCACAGAUGUUGUAUCUGGGUAACACUCCACCGCCUGCUAAAGUCACCCAUCUGACUGAUAAAGAGCAGAAGGAGUGGGUCAAAGAAGUGCAAGGCCUCUCAGAGCACUUUAGCAAGCGCAAAGGCACUGUGAUCAAUGAGACGGAUGUGGUGGUAUACGCCCAGCUGCUGACAGGCAGGAAGUAUGUCAUUGGUCAAAACGGAAAUGUCCAUUUGGAAAAGCAGUUUGCCAAACAGGUCCUGCCCUAUCCCUACCAGACCAUUGUGAAGGAUAUCAAAGCCUUUGAUUCAUCAUUGGCACGCUUCAAGACACUGGAGGAGCUGUUUCCCCCAGGAACCAUUGUCUUUAUGGUUGCAAACCCAUAUUACGGCGCAAUGGGAGAUGUGCAAGAUUCUAGUGAUGUCAUCAAUGAGGGACGGGUUAGAGUGGUCUUCUCCGUACCGUGUGAACCUCAACUUGAUGCCUUAAUACAGAACCAGCAUAAAUACUCUGUGAAGUACGGUCCUGGGUAUGUGCUCGCCUCCCGCCUUGGUAUCACCAGCUACCUCGUCUCAAGGUUCUCUGGUAGCAUCUUCAUCGGAAGAGGAUCCAAGAAAAAUCCUCAUGGAGAGCAGAAAGCCAAUGUGGGCCUUAAUCUCAAGUUCAACAAGAAGAAUGAAGAAGUUCCUGGCUACACCAAGAGAACAGAGAAAGAGUGGCUCUACUCCGCUGCUGUAGAGGAACUUUUAGCUGAAUACUUAGAGAGAUUUUCAGAGCUGUUUGACUUUGUCGCUCGAAACAGUCACGAUGAUGUCUUUUACGAAGAUGACAUCUGGCCAGGAGAAGAUGAGAAUGGCGCUGAAAAGGUCCAGGAGAUCCAGGGCUGGUUGAAAAACCAUCCAGUCAGUUCCUCCUCCCGAGCUUCAUGUGAUCUCCAGAUCCUGGAUGCUGGCAUUGUGGAGAAGAUUGAAGAGGAGCUGGAGAAAUCGAAGGCAAAGAAGAUGAACAAGAAAGUACGAGUCACUGUAAAGCCCCACCUGCUUUUCAGGCCUUUGGAGCAGCAGCACGGUGUUGUUCCAGAUCCUGACGCAGAGUAUCAUCUGUUUGACCGUGUUGUCAAUGUGAGAGAAAGCUUCUCGGUUCCUCUUGGCCUCCGCGGAACCAUCAUUGGCAUCAAAGGAGCUGAACGUGAGGCUGAAGUUCUGUAUGAAGUGCUUUUUGAUGAGGAGUUUGCUGGAGGACUCACUGUCAGGUGCUCUCCUGGGCGUGGCUAUCGACUGCCCCCCAGUGCCUUAAUCAACCUGAGCCAUGGCAGCAGAAAGGAGCUGGGCUGUCACAAACUCACUGCCAUCGUCAAACCCCAGCCCUCUUCUUCAUCCCAUCUCACACACAAGAGCCAGCUGGGCGGCCUUAACCACUCGCCACGCUCACCGUUUAUUCCAAUGCAGCAGCAGAAUGGCAGACAGAGUUUUAAUCUCAGGGCUGACACUCAGGGCAACACAAACUCGCCUCACAAAGCCCUCGGCCAGAAAAACCAACACAAGGGCUCUAGUAAUGAGAGAGAGUUCAGUAAUGUAUGGCAGACUCUUCAGAGUUCAGGAAUGCCCCAGAAACCACCAGCUCACUGGCAAAUUAAUGCUGGAAAAAGCAGUGGACUGAUGCCACAUCAGCACCAGCUGGAGGGAAAAAGUAAACAAAGCCAAGGCAACGACCCAUCCAACAAACUUGUAUGUGUUCCUAUUUCAUACACCACUGCACUGUAUAAGUCAGCUGUCAAAUUACUGCAAUUAAGAGUAUUUAUAUAUUUACAGGCAUCUACAGAAUUUGAGGAGCUUAUAGCCAAUCUGAAGAUCUCAAAGGAUCCUGUGCCUGCCCAGAAUCAACCACCUACAGAGCCCAAGGACCAAUCAGGAGAGCCUCUUUCCCCACAGUCCUUUGCCAUGAAGGGCACUCUGGUAUUGAAAGAAAUGUUGAAGAUUGACAGCUCUGGACCAAGUUCCUCUGCCCCUGAUUUCACUGGUGGCCAUGAUUCAGCAAACCCCAAUGCCCAACAGCAGAGCAGGAGACGCUCCAGCAAAAAACUAGCUGCUCGGAUAAAUACUCCUCAGACUGAUGCGCCAGCAGCGGCUCCUCCUCCUCCUCCUCCUCUGGCUGGCCAGCCACCCCUCCUCCCCAGCAUGGCCACUGAACUCGGGCGGGUAUGCAUGGGGCUUGGGAUGGGACCUCCAGAGUUCGCCUUCCUCCGCAACAGACAGAGUCUCGCAGUGUGUCAGGUGAAGUUGUCUAAUGGCCUGCUGAUUCACGGUCCUCAGUGUCAAUCUGAAACUGAAGCUAAAGAGAAAGCUGCUCUCUUUGCCCUUCAACGAUUGAACUCGUUGGGUUCUUUCCCACUGCCUCCUCCCAUAUUCCCUGGAGUCCAGCAGAUGAGGCCACUUGCGCCUCAUCCCUCCAUGUUUGGUCAGCCAGCAGGUGGUCUUCUGAUGCCGCCACAUGGCUACAGACCUCUUCACUGGGGGAUGCGGUUUCCACACCAGGGCCAGCCGUUCUAUGGAGGAACUUUCCCUGGAGCACGGGCCCCUGUGCCAUCAGCGGCCAGCGGAUCCCACAACCAGUUUGUUCCCCUACAGGUGACCAAGAAGCGAGUUUCAGGCAGAACCAAGAACCAAGAGGCAAAGCAAAUGUCAGGAAGCUCUGCCUAUGCUGGUCAGACCUCAGGCGGUGGACCGGCUGCUGCUUCUGCCCCAGUCCCCGCAUCAGCCCCCAAGACCCCCCCACCCAUUAGCACCCAUGAGCCUGCAGAUAAGCCCACCACACCCAAGACGCCCAGGCAGAACACCAAUCCUCAUACGCCCGGCUCAGCCUCCAAGAGGAAACACCGGAAACUGGCGGUCAACUUCGAGGCUGCUAAAGUGACAGACUGAAAUCAUUUUCUCACACUAUUCAUCUCUCUCGAAGGAGAACACCGGCAUUUCAUAGUAAGAAACAAGAUGCAGUUGUCCGUCUUCAUGAUUCGAUCAUUUGGUGAGACAAUGUAUUUGUCACUGGCAUCGAAUUAGUUUUGUAUUCGUUUUAGUUGCCAUGUUUUGAGUGAAGGUAGUGCUGGAAAACAUUUUUAUUGAUAACUGCACCAAAAUGAUCAUAGAAUCAUGAAAUGGGUUUUACAUUUACCUCAGUGUUUUCCUUUCUUUCUUUUUUUUGACCCAAAUCGGACCUUUAAGCUUUUAUCAUGUUCACUGGUUAUUUUGUGAUGCUGGAUUUUAAUAUUCAAAGUGCAAUAAUUCGUUUUGUAGACCGGACGUUAUGCACAAGGAAGUGAUGCGAUGUGGCACAAGCUGCUGCAAUACAACAUCUGUACUCGCAUUUCAUUUUUUCUUUAUUGCACAGUGUUGCAGUCCAGCACUGAAGGAUAGAGAUACUAUUAUUGCACAGUGUUACUCGGAAAGCAGUAAAGCUGUCAGACUGAACACUUGGAUCUAGUUUCAGAGGUUCAAAUUAAGACCACUUCUAUGCUCAAAGAUUUUUUGGAAGCAUUCUAUGGAAUAUUCCAUAGACCUAAAGCAGGUGUUAAAACCCAGCUCAUUAUGUUCACCAAGCCAGGAAGCACACUGAUUUAAGCAAAUGUAAUCUCUGUGGAUUUAUUGUGUGUGUGUGUGUGUGUAUACAAGACUAAACAUGGUCGGGCAGGGGAUGCAAACUUUAAAAAAAAAACGAUAAUAAGAUGCCUUUCUAAUAAGAUGUUGCUCGAAUUGUGAACAUUUCAAAUUGUUUUUAUUUUUGUAUUAGCCUACCUUUAUUUACAGGGAAGAUGUUUAAGUUCUGUGGUUUUAAAAUGAAUUUUGUGUAUUUAGAUCUAUGGAUUUUAUAUGCACCAUUUUACAAAUGGAUAAAUAACAGUUGUUAAUAUUUCUAUGCCGGCACCCUUUUUGUUUUCAUCUUCUCUGCGUGUUUGUAUCCUACCAGAUCUCUUUAGUCCAAGUUUUAAAAGAUCGCAAGCAAACCCUUUUAUUUUUAAUGACAUUUGAGUUGUUUAUUUAAUGACUUAAAACCAGAAUGACAAAAAAAAAAUGAGUGCACAUCCUAACAGGACGGUGUGCUGUAAAUAGACAUUUUGUUACCAUAAUAAACAUUUUGCUAUCAUAA